This is a messenger RNA of Lentinula edodes (shiitake mushroom), 2415 nucleotides long. RefSeq lists its product as uncharacterized. The transcript has 3 exons. Lineage: Eukaryota; Fungi; Basidiomycota; Agaricomycetes; Agaricales; Omphalotaceae. The coding region runs from base 1 to 2415 and encodes 804 amino acids. The record is from RefSeq and is a predicted model, not a curated record.
AUGCGUAUAAAUGGCUAUCAACGCCAGAUACGUGCAUUGAAAGCAAAGAUUUCGCGUAUACCCAGCCGCCUUGCAACUGCCACGAACCGCAUUGCCCGUACAUUCAAUGAUAAAGCUGACGAGGAGCGGACUUUCUUCCUGAAGGACUCCAAUGGCAUAAUUCCCGAUGAGACUCGAGACAUCUUUCUCGAUCUUGUGGCAAUGGAUGCCGUGCCUGCAAACAAGGUGACACGCGUGUUUAAACGGAUUGCAUGCGCACUUGGCAUCGAAAUAGAGGGAGAUUUGUCACGUAGAAGUGUUGGUAGAAUCGUGAAAGAAGGCGGGAACGCGUCGAAGUUACAGAUUAUCGAAUCCCUUAAGGAUGCAAAAGGUAUUACACUCAGCGGAGAUGGUACAACUCACAAGAACGAAACGUAUGAAUCGAAAUUUGCUACUGUCAUUACACCCAACAAAAAACUCCAAUUCUUCCUUGGUUUGAAGAUGGCCGUGAAUCAUACUAGCGAGACGCAGUUAGCUGGGUGGAUUGAGACUACGGAGGAUCUUUUUCACCUUGCAUACGAAAGUGGACUCAUUUCUGAGGACGACGCGCGUAUUUUCUGGAAUCUUGUUACUGGGUUUCACUCCGAUCAUGCUGCUGAUCAAAAGAAACUCUUCGAGCUGUUGAAAAAGUGGAAAACACGUUUAGAGCGUGAAGUUCGAGGGGAGCGUGCUGUUAAGCGGCUCACCGAUAACGAAUACGCGUGCCUCAUCUUCCAAGGCUCGCAGGUGCUUGUACAGAAGGCAGGUGGUCCGGCGGCUUGGGACGCGCUAGGUACCGAAGAACGUACAUAUAGGAUUGACGAGAUGAGGAAGCAGAUAAUCCGGGAUAUAGGAGAGACGGAAUUCGAGAAGUUGUCAGAGGCAGAGAAGGCAGAGGUAGAUCUCAUCCUUUGGGCAGGCUGCUGCAUGCACAAAGAGAUGAACGCGUUCAAGGGAGGAUGUGUCGGCUUGGAUGAGUACUGGAAUGGACACCCUGACCUCCCUCCACCAAUCCUUCUUCCUAAUCGUGACAACGCAGCAGCAAUUGAGAAAGCACCAGGUACCGAAGCAGCAGAACGCGCUACAGCACGAAGUGAACGGGGAGCAAUCAAAGUAGCGAGUUUGGCUGGUGCAAUUUUUCGACACAAAGACAGGAAACGAGGUCAGCAAGACACCUUACGGUUCUUCUUUGACGAGAAGUUGGCUUGUGCAUUGAUAAUCACUCACAUGGAUUUAUUCAUUGAGUUCUUGACGUACGUGCAACAUAACAAGGGCACUGGAAAGUUAAACCAUAUGGAGCAGAAUGUUCUUGCUGGUUUGAAUGAUCCCCCAACGCGCCAGGAGUUCUGUGUUAUCACGCUGUAUUGGUUGGCCAUAAGUGUCCCAUAUAUGCGAGAGAUACGAGGUCCUCAUGCCAAAGAGGACAACAUUCUGAGGCUUGGGGACUUUCAUCGGCGCGUUAUCGAUCACAUUGACACGUUAAUAAAAGAACCUGAACGUCUUCUCGGUCCAGACGCGUCGGCUGCCCGAGGAUCUCUCGAUGGACUAGCUUGGGAACGGCCUGACGCGUUCUAUGCUGCUCAAAAACACGCAUCGCAAUGGCUACCACAGAUACGGAACCUUUUAGUACACUUUCUCAAAAGAGCCAAGGAUUCUUGGCUUCGUUUCAUCUCAGAAUUCGAGGAGGGCGGCUCACUUUCACGCGCAACGCCUGAGCAAAUUGAACGCGCCUGGAUGGAGAAAACAAAUGAUUUGAAUGAAGGAGCUUUCAGAACAUACAGACAAACUAGUCGUGCAAAUCCUACCUUAUCUCUCACCCAAUAUAAUGCUCGACAAAUGUUCAAAUUUAAUCAAACGUCUGCAUACCUUCGUACUCUCAAUCCAGCAAUGCGCCAAUGGCUACGAAAAAUCACUCGUACUCAGGACGCAUCAGGAGAUAAUCACCGAGAACGUAUCCAAAUGGCUCAGCAUCGUCAGGAAGUAGCGGAGAAGAAGAUCGAGAAGGAUACCGAACGAAAAGAAAAGCGACAAGCAGCUCGGAAUGCUGUUGAUGCUGUUAGGCCAAUCUUCGCCCUGACAGAAAUUGAUUAUCGUGCUUCGAGAGCACAGGGUACUACAGGCUAUUUUUCUGUUCCCGAAAUCACGAUGCAGCUUAAAUGGCACAAACAACAUGGUAUUAAAGGAGCUGUCCCUCAAGUUGAAAGCUCUUGGGGCAAACGAGAUGAGAAAGUUCAGCUCCUCAGAGCGGCAGUUGAGGAGUAUAAUAGUGCUCAUGCAUCCGAAAGUACUGAAGAACCUGAAGAUCUGGCAGAGGAGACUAUUCCAGACAUUACUGUAGAGGCCUUGGAUGAGUUUGACUCAGAUGGCUAUGAUUCAGAGGAAGAGUAUUAUAGAUAA